GAAGGUAUUCUGAGAGACAGAGCAACAGACAGCACUCGGUGGAAGAGAAGGGGGGGGAUUCUUGGGAAAACCACUGAGUUUGAGCUAGAAUGAGCCACAGAGUACAAGCAAGCAAGACAGGAAUGGUCAAUAUUCCCAGCUGCACCAGUGAGAGGAGUGUGUAUCUGCAUGUGUGUUUCCGAGUAGCGGACAGUGCGCCUACCCCCGGGAGAAACGAAAUCAGAAUGAGUCUGACUGAGAGUGUGUGUGAAGUCUGGUGAGGGGAACUUUUUUUUUUCAAGGAAUACUGCAGUUUGGAAUACUCCUUGGAAUACUUGGGAUAUGUGAUCUCCUCUGGACCGCUGUUUUCUUCUAAGCCUGCGUCCCAUUGUUGAGUAUCCAUCCUCACUUGGUGUAGCUCUUGCCCAGCCACAAUGCCUACUGACGAUUACAACUACCUGCCAGAUGUGCUCCCUCCUCUUCCUGAAGUCCCGGACUCUGGCUCAGUCCUGAGUUCCGUUGAUUAUCCGGCCCGCUGCCUCCGCAACCCGGCCAUCCGUCACACGCCCUUGCGCCACUGCUCCGCCCACAGCAUGGACUCAUCGCCCGACAGCACCGAAAGGCCAAUCAGCUACAGCUCCACUUCCUCUUCUGCCUCCUCACGGGACAGCCACUGUUCGUUGGGCAGCCGCUCCACGCUGGGCCCCACCUCUCAGUGCCACCCGGCGUCUUCGGACCGGGACUCUGGGGCAAUUCGGUUGGAACUGGUUCCAGCCCGGCAGCUGGGAUGUGGGGAUGAAGAAGAGCGGACUGAUGAAGGGACAAGGAGACAGGGUCGUGGACAGACUGUGAAGGGCCAGUCAGAGCCAGAACUGAGCCCAGAGAGUCCAGGAGACAGGACAGAACCAGGUCAGGGUACAGCACCCAAAACGUAUGUGGAUCGGGUGGUGCAGGAGAUACUGGACACAGAGAGGACCUACGUCCAAGACUUACGCAGCAUCGUACAGGACUACUUGGAAUGCAUCAGUAACCAGUCUUGCCUGGCCCUGAGUGCUGCGGAUAAAGGCUCCCUAUUUGGCAACAUCCAAGACAUCUACCACUUUAACCGAGACCUGCUCCAUGACCUCGAGAAGUGUAACGCAGACCCUGUGGCCAUCGCCGAGUGCUUUGUGGCCAAGAGUGAAGAAUUUCACAUCUACACCCAGUACUGCACCAACUACCCGCGGUCGGUGGCUGUGUUAACAGAGUGCAUGAGGAACAAGAUGUUGGCCAAGUUUUUCCGUGAGCGCCAGGAAUCUCUGAGACACUCCCUGCCCCUGGGCUCCUACCUGCUCAAGCCAGUGCAGAGGAUCCUCAAGUACCACCUACUGCUACAUGAGAUAGCCAACCACAUGGAGAAGGACACGGAGACCUACGAGGUGGUGCAGGAGGCUAUAGAUACCAUGCAGAGAGUGGCAUGGCACAUCAAUGACAUGAAGAGGAAACACGAGCACGCUGUUAGAUUACAGGAGAUCCAGAGCUUGCUGACCAACUGGAAGGGCCCCGAUCUGAUCGGCUACGGAGAGCUGGUUUUAGAGGGAACCUUCCGCCUGCAGAGGGCCAAGAAUGAGAGAACCCUCUUCCUGUUUGACAAGCUCCUGCUGGUCACCAAGAAACGGGAGGAGACGUACACAUACAAGGCUCACAUCCUGUGCUGCAACUUGAUGCUGGUCGAGGUCAUCCCCAAAGAACCACUAAGCUUCAGCGUCUUCCACUACAAGAACCCCAAACUACAGCACACUGUACAGGCCAAAUCGCAGCAGGACAAACGCAUGUGGAUCUUGCAUCUGAAGAGACUGAUACUUGAAAACCAUCCUGCAAAAAUCCCAGCUAAGGCGAAGCAGGCCAUUUUGGAGAUGGAUGCAAUACAUCACCCAGGGUUUCACUACAGCCCUGAUGGAGAUAAGAAUGGCAAUCCUCAAACCAAGGAGGGCCCUACACCUCGAAGAGCACGGAGGAAGGAACCUCUGUCCAAGAUACUGAAGAACUCGAAACAGAGUGGUGCCAACACAGAUGGCCAAAAGCGGACAAGCCUAGGUGCCACCCUACUCUCUCCGGUGUCCCAGCUGGCUCUGGGCACUAUUGGCCGCAGCCGCAGCCUCAUCAACCAGUCGCAGGAGUCCCUGGACCCCAGCGAUCACUAUGAGCACAGUGACAGAGAGGAAGGGGAGGAGCCACAUCAGCAAGACGCUGAUGAUGAGGAUGAUAGUGGCCCGGGUGGUGGGAAGCGGCUACGAGUCCCUGGCAAAGGCAGCAGGAAGAGGCUGAACCCUCAGGCAUCUGUGGACUGCAUAGACCAGUGGAAGACAUUCAACAUGAGUCCCUCGGAUCUACAGAGAGCCAGAGAGACUUUAGUGAAAGAGGGAAGCUAUCACCCCCCACUCCUCAGGACGCCCAAUGUGGUAGAGGAACCUCCAGACUCUCCUGUUCCCUCUUUACUGGUCCCAGGAGGUGAACAGCAAGUGAGGAACAUCUGGGCUGACCACCGUGCCCGCAGGGCCAUGUUCCCCACCCGCCAGCGUACCAUGCAGCCUGACGACGAGGAAGAGGACAUCUACCAAAUGUUUGUGCCCACUGAACCCAGUGGACCAGAACCAGAGACGCCCUCUGACACGUCAGAGCUCACCUCCUCACCCAGGUCUGCUCGGCCCUGUAGUUGGCACACAGAACAGGUGCCCACAGUGCAGAUAGACCCCCCAUCCAGUGGGGGCAAAGCUCUGCGGAGGGCGAGCAGCAUGGGAGAGAAGGCUACAGAGACUCAGCAGAGCUCUGACGACACGCGGCCUGGUCACAGCAACCUGGAAGUGGUCCACACCGAAUCAUCCAGCAAUGAGAUAUCAGGGUCCUCCUCAGCAGAACAGUUGACAAUAGAUGACAUUGAAAAUGUUUAUGAUAACAUCAGCUAUGAGGAUCUUAAGAGUAUGGGAUUAAUCAGAAGAGACCAGGAGAGGCGACUGUCACGGAAGGAGAAAUCUAAAGACAUACAAGUUUCACAGGGUGAGACUAUAGUAGUACUAGAUGUUCCUGUGGUUUUGGGGGCCACAGCGUCUAUAAUAGAACCUGAGAGCUCCUCUGAAAGCAACCGGUCCUCCACACAAGAUGGGCACCCAUUUGGGAUAUGUGAGCUGAAGAUUGAAGAGGAGAACAUCUAUGACACCAUCUGUUUCAGCGAACCUCCGCCAACAGAUCUAAAGAAGAUGAGAGGAGGAAACAAACAGGAACAAGAAAGAGACAGUCUGAUGGCCUCUGUGCCAGACUUAACUGAAAGCCUUGGAGGGUUUGUGUCUGAGGAGAGCCUCCACUUUGGGGAGGAUGAGGGACCAGACUCCUCCCAUCCUGUUCCAUGUUCUUCAGAGCCAGACCUCUCCUCCUCAUCUGCCUCUGAGACAUUCUCUCAUCGUUCGCACACUGGGGAUAAGAUGUCAGAGCAGGUCGACGAGAUCUGGAACGACCUGGAAAACUACAUCAAAAACAAUGAAAGAAAGCCUGACAGAUUGCCAGCUGCCUUCCCAGUCAGCUCUGAGUCCCCCAAGAAGGCCUCUUCAGCCAAGAACAGCCCUAAAAAAGCCCCAAAUGUAGUUAACCCUAAAGCUCACACCCCUCCUAGCAAGAGUCUCCCAGUGCAUCAGCCUAAUCCCACAUCCAUGCCCUCUGUACCACCUUUCACCAUCCCUGUCAUCAGUGUCCCGGAGCUAAGUGAAGUCACCUUUGAAGAGGAAGCGCACUUCCCACUGGCCCCUUCCGAUCCUACGCCCGUCACCCCAGAGCCCCUUCCCGGCACAGUGAAAAGCAUCCGCAACAAACUGGCUCGCCUCAGCAGCGGCAGUUUCCGUCUGGAGGACGAUGAUCUGGUGGAGCUUCCCCAGUGCAAAGCUUCACCGAAAGGACCCGCUUUCAAAGAGCUCUUGUUUCCUGGGGAGCUGGCAGGUCUGGACUCCCCCUUGGCCUCCUCCUCCCUCCUCCUGGGUGAAUCUGUUGACUUUCCCCUGGACCUGACAGACAAGAGCAAAAAUCGUGUGUUCCUGAUGGCAAGGCAGUACAGUCAGAAGAUCAAGAAAGCCAACCAGCUGUUGCGCAUGAGAAGCAUGGAUCCAGGAGACUCCUGUAGUCGCUCCCGAGCUGAAAAGAAGCAGAAAGAUCUUGCAGCCAUUUUGGAGGAGAAGAAACAGGGGGGUGCAGCCAUAGGUGCUAGGAUAGCAGAGUACUCACACCUGUAUGACCAGGUCAUGUUUAAGGAGCCAUCCGGGACAGCUGGUGGAACCUCCCCUGCUCCACACCACAGUCAUCCAGGACUGCCCUCCUCUCCCUCAUUGCCUGAGACCUCCCUGGAAGAAGAGUGGCUCCAUUCCACUUACAGCAAUGGAGAGCUGGCCAGUUUCAUCCCCUGGCCCAACGAGGCAGGAGAGGCUCACGCCUCCUCCAACCCCCAGCGCAGACUUACAUCUGCCUGCUCCCUCCCUGCAAUGAAGACCCUCCCUGCACCUCCCACCACCCCGCCAACCCAGAGAUGGAGCACCUGCAUGUCAGCGCCCAGUGAAAAAGAGGAGCAUGUGUACAGUUCCAUCAAGAGACAUCCUUCCUUCAAUGCCCCCUCUUCAGCCAGCACAAAGAUGUCCCAACACAGUCACCAUCAGUCAGGCCACUCUCCGGGUGACCAACAGCAGGAGAGGAACAACUCGUCUGGAUCCAGCCAUAAAGGAAGUGCCCUAAACCGAUCCUCAGAGAGACUCCACAGCCCCGCUCUGAGCCAGAUUGGCCGGCAGAGCAGCCUUCCGGAGCGGUCUAGCCAGGGAUAUUCAGACCUCACCUUGCAGGAUGGUCAACAAGUGGUGGUCCUCAACCGAGCCUCUGCACUCAGCAUUCUCACAGCCACCCAGAACUAUCUGGCCAACUUCAAGGAUAAUGGGGAGGAUGACGACGACUAUGUAGAGAUCCGCUCUGAAGAUGAGAGCGAGCAGGACAAGUCAGUGCAGAGAAAUGGGGGCUCUGUCAUUCUUCUGGAUCAGAACCGGGGACCUCUGCAAUCCCAGAGUCUUCCUUGCACUCCAGUGCGCUCCUGUCAUCCUCUGAGCCCUCUGGAAAGGGAGCACCUGGAGAAGUACCUGUGGAGCGAGCCGCCACAGAACCAGUCCAACAUCGUCCAGUCGCUGAGAGAGAAGUUUCAAUGUCUGAGCUCUAGCAGCUUUGCUUGAAUCUAUUUGAUAACUGAAAGCCAAACGUAUUUCAACUUGCAGCACGUAGAAAGGAAAGGGACUUCCCAGCUUUGCCUGAAUGCCUGUGUCAACGCCAACACUACAGAACACAAAAAAAAAACAAAACAAAAAACAAACCAAUACUACACAAAUGCAAUGUAUCCUUCUUAAAGCAGACCUGUGACAGUCCCUCACAGUUCAGACAAAAUAUGUGUAGUAACCUGCAUCAUUACCUAUCUUUGCUGUUACACGGCUUCUCUCAAAGUAAUCCCUACUAUAUUCUUACUUGCCUGAAUGAUUUAAAUGGUCAGAAAGCCACGUGCUAAAUCCUGCAUGUAGGCUGCCCUAGCACUUCCAGGUUCAAAUAGUCUUCAAUGCAUGUCUCAGAGCAUAGUGAUGUAAAAACUUAAAAAGUUCCCAAAAACUGGUCAAAAUGAUUAUUCUCUAAGUUGUUUGCAUUGCGAUUCUGUCAAACUGAAUGGGUUUCAGGAUUUAAAGGGACACAAAGCACGCAAUGCUUUUAUCAAGUUGCCAGUACAAAGCCUCGCAGAGAUUAAUGGUGUUGGUUCUGCUAGAUUUACAGACUUGACUGAAGAUGGUCCCUCAUAUCAAUUACAGAUAAUGUAUAGAAUCUAUUCAGCACCCAACAUCUAAAAAUAAAAUAGUCUUCAAGGAUUUUGCGGUUUUUGACUCCUUGGCAAAUGUUGACCCCUCAUAUUUUUAAGUACCUCCUCAUUAAUUAUUUUCAAAAAAGCUCUUUCCAUUUAAGUAUGAUUGAGGUUAUUUUAACGGUAUGUAAACUACAAGCUAUACUUAACCUUUAUAAGAGAGAUAAUUCACAUGGCUCACUUUCAGUGGUGUCUUGUGUUUUAGUUGUGCUUACAAUAUCAAAUGAUUCUGAACAAGCAGCUUUACAAAUUUGCAGCUCUCUACUCAGGAUAGAGGUGUAGAAGUAAAUAUUUGCAUCUUAUUAGCAAUAAAUGUAUGUAAGGAGGCAAUUUAACAUAAAACAUGUUGGUUAUUUUGAGAUCCACGAGGUUGAAUGUAACUGACAUCGGGCAUGUACAAAGCAUAGACCUUCAAGUCUACCUGAAGAUGUUGUAUUUCUCUCCUCCACCUUUGUCAUCCGAUAGGGUGUCGAGACAGAACGCUGAUACUUCAGAAGUCUGAUAAGCAACCAUAGGACUACGCAUUUAUUUUGAAUUUGUGAGUAAAUCUGUUUUUAAGCAUCAGUCUGGGGCAUCCAUCGCAUAGGAGUGAAAUGUGCAUCUGAACAAGUGGAUGAUUUUUUUUUUACCUUCCUAAUUUUAAAAACUUUGUUUUUAAGAGGGACCAUGGAGGAACACAUUAAGGUGAAUCAGUUAAAAGACUACAGUACUGUAUUAGGUGUACAUUUGAUGUUCUUCAUGUAUUUUUUUGCUUUUUUUUUUUUUUCUCGGAUGGAUAGUUAGCUGUCUGUUUUGAUUUGUUUACUUUAUGGGACGCCACCCUGCUGUAACACUACUGAUAUGUACAGAACUGUUUUCCCACUUGACUGAAUGACCUUCAGUUUCUCAAAUACACAACCUUCCCACAAACCCACACGGUGUUAAUUGAUCGUUUUCUGUUUGAAGUAACCCCAGUAUUCAGAACACUUUUUUUUUUUACAUUUUGAACAAGUCACUUAAAAAUGUCUUAUUUAUUUGAAAGUAUCCCUCCUAUUUACCCCCUCCACUGCUACAAGUCACAGGCGGUUUGUAAAUGAAAGUGAAAUGUAUUUAUUAAACGGGCGGUUCUAUUUCAAUUUAGGGGCACUCACUAAAUUUGAUUCAAAUGCUGUGAAUGUUAUCAAAAAUACUAGUUCUUUAUCACGCACUGUUUGUUACUAGUCCUUACCAAAAUUUUACAUGAAAUGUAAUACUCCGGCCUACUGUUCAGAUUGAGAAAUAUGCAUCAAGUAAAAGUAAUGAAUAUGAAGAAUUUUUUUUUUCCUUGUACAUUUUUGUCCUCCACUUCACUGGUGGGAAUUGUCAAUCUUCAUUGGCUCUUUUUUUUGCACUUUUUUCUUUUUAUAAUUUCCAUUUUACUUGUAAACACUUUGUAAAGAUGUACAUUUUAGGAAAGUUAUUCUUGUCUGCGAUAGGUAUGCUUUAUAUUGCCUUGAUGUUUAAGUUAAGUGUACUGUAUUUUUUUAACUGCCUAGUUGUCAUUGUUUAAGAAAACAAUGUAUCGGAGGUAACAAAUAAAUUGAAAAAU
Messenger RNA from Lampris incognitus (smalleye Pacific opah), 7445 nucleotides. RefSeq names its product pleckstrin homology domain-containing family G member 1. The record is from RefSeq and is a predicted model, not a curated record. Gene Ontology annotation, molecular function: guanyl-nucleotide exchange factor activity. Lineage: Eukaryota; Metazoa; Chordata; Actinopteri; Lampriformes; Lampridae. The transcript has 17 exons. The coding region runs from base 414 to 5210 and encodes 1598 amino acids. Gene Ontology annotation, biological process: intracellular signal transduction.